AUGGAUAUCGAUGACAUCCUUCGUGAGGUCGACCCCAGCUUCGACACGGUACCCCACGAGAUCCGCGACUUGCAGGCCCUCACGCGUGCUUGGGUUGCUGAGCGAUGCGCUCCGGAGCUUCUAGAGUGGCCAGCAGAUGGACUAUUCGAGCGUAUCAACCAGCGCAUUAAGGCCCAGAUCGAGAAGGUGGAGGACAUGACCGGCGACAUGGACCCAAAGACCAACUUUGCCUUGAUCGUGAUCCAGACCGAACUGGAGCGAUACAAAUACAUUGUGCGCAGCUAUGUGCGCGCGAGGAUAGCAAAGAUUGACAAGCAUACACUGCACUACCUCUCCACGCCCACAUUGCGCGCGCGCCUCUCCGAGACGGAGCUUGCCUACGCGACCCGCCACCAGGCUAUGCUCCAUAACCACUAUCUCUCCUCGUUCUUAUCCUCGUUCCCACCGAACCUGCAGAACCUCAAUGACACCGCCGGCAAUAUUAGCAUGAUCGAUGCGCCAGAUCUCGAUACGGCGGUGUUCAUCCGCCUACUGAGGGACUGUCUGGUCGUGGGGAAAGGCACAGACGAGGACGGCAGCUUAAAUGGAAAGAAUGGAGACAUCCUCAUCUUGAGAUGGUCCGACGCGAAAGCUCUGGUCGACGCUGGUAACGCCGAGUUGGUGUGA
Molecule: messenger RNA, 666 nt
Organism: Cryphonectria parasitica EP155
Lineage: Eukaryota; Fungi; Ascomycota; Sordariomycetes; Diaporthales; Cryphonectriaceae
Product: GINS complex, Sld5 component
Exons: 3
Coding region: 1-666 (221 amino acids)
Biological process (GO): DNA-templated DNA replication; double-strand break repair via break-induced replication
Cellular component (GO): GINS complex
Source: RefSeq, a predicted model, not a curated record